Molecule: messenger RNA, 2348 nt
Organism: Cyprinodon tularosa
Lineage: Eukaryota; Metazoa; Chordata; Actinopteri; Cyprinodontiformes; Cyprinodontidae
Product: transmembrane 6 superfamily member 1-like
Exons: 11
Coding region: 538-1644 (368 amino acids)
Cellular component (GO): lysosomal membrane
Source: RefSeq, a predicted model, not a curated record
GCCGUUCCUGCUGCGCCUCUUACCACAGGUCAUGUAGAAACACGGACAUUACUUCAUUUGCCUGUUAUGUUUUACUUUUAUUUCCAUUAUUUGUUUUUUCAAGCAAACAAAGCAUGAAUUCCAAAAUCUUCGAGAGCUAGAGAAAAACUGGAAAAGAACACAAUCAUAACGGAUUACAGAAGGGUGACCACCGGUUUAAGGCGCAUAUUUGUUCUUCUUUUUGGGGUGUCCCAGGGAAUGUUUUUUUUUCCCAACUUUUCUGCACUGCUUCCAGUAGAAUGUCUUUUAUUCUUGUUUUAGUAGGGAUUGCAUGAAAUUAAUACCCUGCGCACAAGCAGAGCUGUCAAACCUGCGUAUCGGCUUGCUUUGUUGUAAAGUCGCAGUUAAAUGGCGGCAGGAUAAUCCUGUCUAUCGCUGUGCAGCAAGUCCUCGCGCGGCCACUUCUUCCUGAAAGCGCGCGCCUUACAGACUAAGCAUGGAAUCUUCUGCUGAUUUCUGUUAAAUUCUUCAAUCCAACAAGACCCCAAACACACAACAAUGAGCGCUACUGCAGGGACUGGAGUCUUUAUGCUCUCCCUUAUAUCUAUCCCCUUCUGCUAUUUAUUAAAUUCUCUCAUAUACAACAACAGUACAGAGGCGUUCUUCUUCGCUUUGUGGACAGCAGCCCUCAUUCUGACCAUUGCAAUUCGUUUUAUGCUCAAGAAGGCUCCUGUUGAUCCACUCUUCUAUGUGUAUGCAGUGUUUGCUUUCCUGAGUGUGGUGAAUCUGAUCAUUGGGCUGGAGCAGGACAACAUCAUUGAUGGAUUUGUGACAUUCUACCUAAAAGAGGCAGAACCACACGUUAAUACAGCACACGGGCACAUGAUUUCCUACUGGGAUGGCUGUGUGCAUUACCUCAUGUAUCUGCUUAUGGUUGCUGCCAUUACAUGGGGGGACAGUUACCGGGCAAUUGGACUAUACUGGGUGGGCUCUUUCCUCAUGCGCACCAUUGUCUACAAUCUUGGGAAUGCUGUGGGAAAAUAUGGGACCCAAGUGACUCCUUUCUUCAUCCUCCACAUGCUUUAUAUCUCAGUGUCUGUGUGGGCAUGCUUCAGGGUCUUCAGUCAGCCUUCGACACAUGAUGCUCAGUUACCAAGCAGUCAAGAGGCCCAGCGGGCGAACUUGCUCCAAAGACCUAUGGAUCUACUAUUCAUUGUCUACCUCAUUCCAGCUUUCGCCUUCUGUGUCUUCAGGGGCUUGGUUGUUCUGGACUGUUCUGGCAAAUUGUGUGAGGACUACACCCAGCGGUUUGAGCCUUACCUCAAAGAUCCCUCUGCCUACCCUAAAGUUCAGAUGCUAGUGAGCUUGCUGUAUUCAGGACCAUACUACAUUUUGACUUUGUAUGGGCUGUUGGUCCCAGGAUGUCAGUGGAUGCCAGAUCUAACUCUUGUGCACUCAGGUGCUCUGGCUCAGGCCCAGUUCUCUCAUAUUGGUGCGUCCCUUCAUACACGGACACCGUUCUCUUACAGAGUGCCAGCUGACAGCCAGCCCAUCUUUUUGCUUGUUAAUGUUCUGUAUGUUCUUGUGCCUCAUGCUCUUUGCUAUCGCUGCUGCACACAACCAGACUUCUUCCUCAAACCAAAGGGAGACAAAAAAUCCCAAUGACUUGGCACCUCUGGGAUGCUUACACAUACCACAGAUGACAAGGAUGCCUUAAAAAAAAGCUUUGUUUUUUGGAUUGUCUCUGUUUUUUUAACGCUUGCGUCCGGGAACUGGAAUAGAGCCAUGUCUUGUUGUUUAGGCAAGAAAUGUGAAUAAAAAUGUGAACAAGAUGAAGAAACUUAUUCUGGUUUGUUAGUUAAAAACAACAGCUUUAUGUUUACCGGUACUAUUAUCUUCUCAAAGUUUUUGUCAACAAAACCAUUUAAUUUUCGAGUCAGAAAUUUGAAUUAUCAUUGAAAUAAUUUGCGGUUAUUGUAACUUGUAAGAUGAGGUAAAAAAAAACAAAAAAACAUUCAUGUACAAUUCUGAAAAUAUUUUAUUCACAGCUCCUGUACUUGCAGAUGGGUUCUUGGCAAAUGUGUUCUAAACACCUAAAGUUCCAAAAUGUUAUAUUUUUUUAGGAGUCCAUGUAUUUUUUUUCUAAAUCAAACGUACAAACUGAUAUUGAAAGCAUUUGUCCUACAACUCCACAGGGACCUACUAUACCCUUCAUGUUUAAAUUUAAGGUUAUUUCAUAAAAUGGAUAGAAAAUAUAUAUUUUCAAAAAAUUAUCUUGUUGUUUCUACAUUCAAAGCAUCACUAUUCAGAGUAUGUUGCUAUAAUGAAUGUACCCCCUUUCUUGAAAUUAUUAGACAGAUUUUUUUUUU